Molecule: messenger RNA, 3538 nt
Organism: Manduca sexta (tobacco hornworm)
Lineage: Eukaryota; Metazoa; Arthropoda; Insecta; Lepidoptera; Sphingidae
Exons: 1
Coding region: 131-3304 (1057 amino acids)
Biological process (GO): DNA integration
Molecular function (GO): nucleic acid binding
Source: RefSeq, a predicted model, not a curated record
AAGUAAUCAUGUUGUUUGUAAUAUUUCUCAGACAUUAGAUAAUCAAUUAAGAAAGUUUUGGGAGCUGGAAGAAAUACAAUUUAACGAUGACAAUCUCACCGAAGAUGAACGUCAGUGUGAGGAAAAUUUUAUGCGCACUACCAAACGCGACGUAGAUGGUAGGUUUUCGGUUCGAAUGCCGUUAAAGGAAUCUCCAGAUGUGCUUGGCGAUUCAUUCGAAAUGGCUAGAAGUCGGUUCUUAGCCUUAGAACGCAAACUAAAUCGCAUGCCACAUUUCAAACAAAUGUACUGCGAAUUUAUGCGAGAAUAUAUUAGAUUGGGUCACAUGAAACGAAUUCAAAAAGAAGAUUCAACGCACUAUUUUCUUCCACAUCACGGAGUGUGGAGGGACGAUAGUACUACCACAAAAUUGCGUGUAGUGUUUGACGCCAGCGCUGUUACGACGUCAAACAAGUCAUUAAAUGAUAUACAGCUGGUAGGUCCAGCGUUGCAAAACGAUAUAUUUUCUAUUUUUUUACGAUUUAGGCAGUAUAGAUACGUAGCCUGUGCCGACGUGGAAAAAAUGUUUAGGCAGAUAUUAAUACAAAAUGAUCAGAGAAAUCUACAGCUUAUAUUUUGGAGAGAAAACUCGACCGAUUCCCUCGACAUUUAUCAACUAAAGACCGUCACCUAUGGCACUGCGUCUGCCCCAUAUUUAAGUAUGCGUUGUAUUCGUCAGUUAGCUGAAGAAGUUGAUGACGAAGCUAUUGCUGGCGUAAUUAAAGAAGAUUUUUACGUGGACGACUUAAUCACGGGUCAUGACAGUUUCGAGUCAUUGUUGGAUAUUUGUGAAAGAACGUCUCAAAUAUUAAAUUUGGGUUGUUUCCCAUUACGUAAAUGGACUUUCAAUCAUGACUCUACAACUCAGGUCUUUAAAACGUUGGCAAGAGAUGAACAUUGUCAAAGUAAAACACUCGGGCUGAGUUGGUCGAAUAUCACUGACGAAUUUCAUUUUACAACAGAAUUGGAAAAUUUAGCUACAGUAACUAAACGAGUUAUUCUGUCGGUUGUUUCCCAGAUCUAUGAUCCCUUAGGUCUGUUAUCUCCGAGUAUAAUCAUUGCUAAAAUUCUCCUACAAAGGUUAUGGUUGCAAAAAAUUGAUUGGGAUGAUCCAGUUCCUGACGAUAUUGUGAUCAUGUGGAAUCGCUUUAUUAAUUCUAUUACAGAGACAUUAAACUUAUUACGAAUUCCGCGUUACGUCAUGAGUGAAGGGACGCUGCGUUGUGAACUUCAUAUUUUUGCAGACGCUUCACAGGAUGCAUACGGUGCCUGUGCUUAUAUAAAAACGUAUGACGAGUCUUCACGCAACACUGUUCAAUUAUUGUGUUCCAAAGGUAAAGUUGCCCCAGUUAAAACUAUUACAAUACCGCGGCUUGAGUUGUGCGCAGCACUUUUAGGUGCCAAGUUGUAUAAAAAGAUUACAGUUUCACUCAGAUUAAAAUUUAAUAAGACAUAUUUCUGGACGGAUUCAACAAUAGUGUUGGGUUGGAUUAAAAUGUCACCUCGUAUGCUUAAAACUUUCGUACAAAAUCGUGUCACACAAAUAAACGAACUGACAGGCGAUGCGCUAUGGUGCCAUGUCAGCAGCAAAGACAACCCGGCGGAUUAUGUGUCUAGAGGUUUAUAUUUGGAAGAGUUACAUAAAUGCAAAACUUGGUGGCACGGACCAGAGUUUAUAGCUGCCGAUAAUUUAAAUUAUACCACUAAUGUAAUUUUAAAUGAUACCUUAUUACCUGAAGUAAAAUCUCAGUCUCAUAUUGCUACAAAUAUCAUGACAAAUGAUUUUAACGGUGAAUUAUUUGAUUUUAACAGAUUUUCUUCAUUUAACCGAAUGCGACGCACUGCAGCAUACAUUCUGCGAUUUAUCUAUAAUAUGCGCGUGGCUAAUAAACAACUGCGUAAAACCGGUUUGUUGUCAGCUGAUGAAUUAAGCCAAUCAGAGCUUUUUUUAACGCGGUUCGCUCAGGUGCAGUCAUUUGGUAACAAUUAUGAUACACAAAAAAAACAUCGUUCGGGUAAAUUGUCAGGACUCAACGUGUUUGUAGACGCUAACAAUAUUUUGAGAGUUGGUGGUAGAUUAAAUAAUUCAAGUUUCGAUUACGAUAAAAAACAUCCCGUGUUAUUGUGCGGUAAACAUAGAUUUACAUCGUUAUUAUUUAGAUCGGAACAUAAGCGAUUAUUGCAUGCGGGACCUCAGCUUCUCUUAUCUAACAUUCGUGAGUGUUGGUGGCCAUUAGGUGGUAGAAAUCUAGCAAGAAAAACGGUACAUCAAUGUGUGACGUGUUCUCGCUUGAAGAGCGUUACUUUAAAGCCCAUUAUGGGUGAUUUGCCGGCCAAACGGCUUGAAGAGGGUUUUCCAUUUAAAUUCUGCGGCGUGGACUAUGCUGGUCCGGUUAUGAUUUUAACUCGAAAUGGCAGGGGAGCUAAAUUAAUAAAAGGUUAUAUUUGUUUAUUUGUUUGUUUUUGUACACGCGCUAUACAUUUAGAACUGGUCACUAGUUUAUCGACAGACGAUUACAUACUCGCAUUAAAGAGAUUUAUAUCUAGACGUGGUAAGCCAGCAGAGAUAUUUUCUGACAAUGGCAAGAAUUUCGUAGGCGCUGAAAGGCAAUUUCAAACAUUUUUAACUGAAAAUAUGGAAGGUAUAGUCGAUUAUGCAGCGGGCAAUGGGAUGAAAUUUAGUUUUAUUCCUCCUUACUCUCCUCAUUUCGGUGGUCUGUGGGAAGCGGGAGUAAAAUCUUGCAAGUACCACUUGAAACGUGUCGUAGGUAAUUGUAACCUAACUUAUGAAGAAUUUAGCACGGUAUUGGCACAAAUUGAAGCUGUCCUAAAUUCCCGUCCUAUAUCCGUUUUAUCCUCAGAUCCUAACGACGCGCUCCCUCUUACACCAGCUCACUUCCUGGUCGGUCGCCCCCUUACUGCGCCCACACAAGGAGACCUCACAAAUGCUCCGAGUCACACUCUGUUGCGAUACGACCGCAUAGAAAAGAUAAGACAGCAUUUUUGGCAGAGAUGGGCUAAGGAGUAUGUGUCGGAACUUCAAAGUCGGUCCAAAUGGAAAUCCAACAUUAGCGAGCUGGCAGUUGAUACAAUAGUACUGGUCAAAGAGGACAACGUCCCCCCAUUAUCGUGGAAGCUGGCACGAGUUAUACAAGUGUAUCCGGGGAAGGACGGUGUUUCACGAGUGGCAGAUCUUCGGACCUCAUCAGGCGUGAUUCGGCGUGCAUUCUCGAAGAUUUGUCCGCUGCCUAUCACAUCACAAUGAGGAAGCGAUUCGCAUAUUUUAUCACUGAAGAUAAUUUACAUUGGAGCCUGCGGCAUCCAAGGCCGGGGCCAUGUUACAGCGAUAUAAUAUAAUAUAUUUUAAACAUGUACACAAAAGGUAGAAAUUGUAAUAAGAGCCAUCUUGCGCUCAUUGUAAACACUACAAUUAAAUGUGGCCAUUUUUUAUUUUUUGCUUGUCAGUCAGUCCAAAAUAAAAAUGUCAGUUCAUAGUCAA